AUGGCCCCAGCCCCGCGUUCUUACUCCAAGACCUACAAGGUCCCUCGUCGACCAUAUGAGUCGGCUCGUCUUGACUCCGAAUUGAAGACUGUCGGCGAGUACGGUCUCCGCAACAAGCGUGAGGUCUGGCGUGUCCAGCUCACUCUUUCCAAGAUUCGUCGUGCCGCUCGUGAGCUUCUUACUCUUGACGAGAAGGACCCCAAGCGUCUCUUCGAAGGAAAUGCCCUCAUUCGCCGUCUCGUUCGUGUCGGUGUGCUCGACGAGUCCCGCAUGAAGCUCGAUUACGUCUUGGCCUUGAAGAUUGAGGAUUUCUUGGAGCGUCGUCUCCAGACCUGUGUCUACAAGCUCGGUCUCGCCAAGUCCAUCCACCACGCCCGUGUCCUGAUCCGCCAGCGUCACAUCCGUGUUGGAAAGCAGAUCGUCAACGUCCCCUCCUACAUGGUCCGCCUUGACUCCCAGAAGCACAUCGACUUCGCUCUCACCUCUCCCUUCGGUGGCGGUCGCCCUGGUCGUGUUCGCCGCAAGAAGGCUAAGGCCGCCGAGGGUGGUGAGGAGGAAGAGGAGGAGGAAGAGUAA
Molecule: messenger RNA, 576 nt
Organism: Talaromyces marneffei
Lineage: Eukaryota; Fungi; Ascomycota; Eurotiomycetes; Eurotiales; Trichocomaceae
Exons: 6
Coding region: 1-576 (191 amino acids)
Biological process (GO): translation; positive regulation of translational fidelity
Cellular component (GO): cytosolic small ribosomal subunit
Molecular function (GO): structural constituent of ribosome; rRNA binding
Source: RefSeq, a predicted model, not a curated record